AUGGAGAAAUUUAACGAAUCCAUCGGAUUCGACCAACGCAUGUGGUCCGAAGACGUCCGGGGUUCCAUCGCCUUUGCCAAAGCCAACGCCAAAGCCGGUAUUUUGACGCAAGAAGAAUGUGACAUACUGGUGCAAGGCCUAAAUCAGGUCCACGAAGAAUGGGCUGCGGAGACGUUCGAAAUCAAGCCGGGCGACGAAGAUAUACACACCGCCAACGAACGACGAUUGACCGAGAUUGUCGGACCCGUCGGCGGUAAGUUGCAUACCGGCCGUUCCCGAAAUGACCAAGUCGCGACCGAUACUCGUCUCUGGACCGUAAAGGCCGAAAAGGAAGUCUUGAAUGAUCUCAAGACCCUCCUACAGGCGGGGGCCCACGUGGCCGAAGAGAAUAUUGACAUACUCAUGGCGGGGUACACACACUUGCAACCAGCCCAGCCCAUCCGUUACUCACACUGGUUGCUCUCACACAUGGCGCCACUCGUCCGGGACGCUCAGCGCUUGCAACAAAUGAUCCCUCGCACCAACCAGUGUCCUCUAGGUAGUGGCGCCUUGGCCGGCAACGCCUUUGGGAUCGACCGCGAGUUCUUAGCGAAGGAACUCGGCUUUGACGGCGUCACCGCCAACUCUUUGGACUCGGUCUGCGAUCGCGAUUUUGUGGUCGAGUUCCUGAUGUGGAGCACCAUGUUGCAUACCCACAUUUCACAACUUGCCGAGGAUCUUAUCAUUACCAAUAUGCUCAAGGGCGUGGACAUGGAUGACGCCUACGCCACGGGAUCGUCCCUGAUGCCGCAAAAGAAAAACCCGGACGCUCUGGAACUGCUUCGUGGCAAGGCUGGGAUUGCUCUGGGUCGGGCGGUGGGAUUGACUGCAACCCUGAAGGGUUUGCCUCGCGCCUACAACAAGGAUCUACAGGAAGACAAAAUUCCGCUCUUUCAAGCCGUCGAUACGGUCAAGGAUUGUUUAGCCAUUUGCACCGGGGUUUUGCUGACCAUGCAGGCCAAUCCGGAAAAGCUCAAAGAGGCCUUAUGCCCGGAAAUGCUGGCGACGGACUUGGCGGAUUACUUGGUCCGCAAGGGCGUACCAUUCCGAGAAACGCACCACAUCUCGGGAGCCUGUGUGCGUCUCGCCGAAGAGGAAAAGAUUCGACUCGACCAAUUGACGCUCGAGCAGUUGCAAAAUAUUGAUGCGCGCUUUGCAGAAGAUGUCAUGAAGGUGUGGGACUACGAAAUGAGCGUCGAACGCAAGUCCAGUUUAGGUGGGACAGCCAGAAGUUCGGUGCAAAAGCAAAUUGACGAUAUUCGUGUGUUUUGUGAGUCGUUGUAG
This is a messenger RNA of Phaeodactylum tricornutum CCAP 1055/1, 1323 nucleotides long. RefSeq lists its product with no specific name. Lineage: Eukaryota; Bacillariophyta; Bacillariophyceae; Surirellales; Neidiaceae. Bases 1 to 1323 code for a protein of 440 amino acids. The transcript has a single exon. Gene Ontology annotation, cellular component: cytosol. Gene Ontology annotation, molecular function: argininosuccinate lyase activity. The record is from RefSeq and is a predicted model, not a curated record.